AUGGCGUGCGCCCUUGAUGUGGUUGCAGGGGGGCGGACACCAUCGGGUACUCCCGGGGCGACCGCUGGGGAGCAGAUGCCGUCAGGCGCUCCUGGGAUAGCCACUCCUGAAGUCCCUGCGAGCGCUCCUGAGGUGAUCGCUGGUGAGCAGGUGUGGCCCGGUGCUCCUGAGGCGGCCGGCCCUGAAGCUCCGACAAGUGCCCCUGAGGUGGCGGCUCAUGAGCAGGUGCAGCCCGGUGCUCCUGAGGCGCCUGCCCGUGAAGCUCCGGCCGGGGCUCCUGAGGUGGCGGCACGCAGCCCAGCCACAAUGGGCCAUGCUCCGACCCUCGGCUCGCUUCGUCUGAACCUUGGAGCACUCCGCAAGAGGAAAGGGCUCCGGAGCUGCAGUGGUGACGCCCCCGGCUCCUGA
Aegilops tauschii subsp. strangulata is the source of this 408-nucleotide messenger RNA. The record is from RefSeq and is a predicted model, not a curated record. Lineage: Eukaryota; Viridiplantae; Streptophyta; Magnoliopsida; Poales; Poaceae.